AUGUUCACAGUGACCCCUGAUCACCUUAUUGCUUUCCUGAAUCAAACCAGAGGACCCAACGCCAUUGCCCUUGGAAUGUGCACUAACACUGAAUCUACUUUCCUCCCAACAGUGACGGAGAGUCGAGGCAUCCUAGAGAGUAUCCAGAGAUUCUCCCUGCUGCCCACCUACCUGCCUGUGACCUACCACAUCAACAACGCCGAUGUCUCCUUCUUCCUCAAGGAAGCCAACCAGGACAUCAUGAGGAACUCCAGCCUGCAGUCCCGGGUGGAAUCAUUUCUGAUUUACAAAGCCAAGAGGCUGCCUGUUCUGAAUGCCAGCUAUGGGCCUUUCUCCAUUGAGCAAGUGGUGCCCCAGGACUUAAUGCUGCCUUCCAACCCAUUUGGGUUCACCAACAAAUUUUCUCUGAACUGGAAGCUCAAAGCCUACAUCCUACGGGGCAAAGUUUACCUGAGCCGGCCCAGGGUGCAAAUCCUCUUCUACCUCGUGGGUAGAGACUGGGAUGACCACAGCGCCGGGGAGAGGCUGCCCUGCCUGAGGGUCUUUGCUUUCCGGGAGACCAGAGAGGUGAGGGGCAGCUGCCGGCUGAAGGGGGCCCUGGGGCUGUGUGUGGCCGAGCUGGAGCUCCCGCCUGGCUGGUUCAGCCCUCCGACGGUUUUUGCAGGGAGGAAGAAGUUCGUGGACCAGACGGAGGGGACUCCUGUGGAACUCUACUACACCGUGCAGCCUGGCGAUGACAGGGGGGACUGUGUCAGGGGAGACUCCAGGAAGAGCAACGGGGUUCGGACAGGCCACAAUGACAUCGAUGAGUCUGGGCCGCCCUUACAGAGAAUUGGGAGUGUCUUUCUUUACCAGACCCGCGGCCGACCUUCCCUGCGAGAGCUGCGUCUAGACAACAACGUGGCCAUUCAUUAUAUACCAAAGACGGUGAGACCAGGAGACGUGCUGACUUUCCCCGUUUCCAUCUCCAAAACCUCUACUGAGGAUCGCUUCACAUUGAGGGCCAAGGUGAAGAAAGGUGUGAACAUCAUCGGCGUGCGAGCCAGCAGCCCUUCCAUUUGGGAAGUCAAGGAGCGCAGGGAUUCUACUGGGAAGUAUACACCAGCUGUCAUCGUUUGUCAGAAGAAAUCUGCUGGCUCGGAAAACAGUGCUGACGGCGCCUCCUAUGAAGUCAUGCAGGUUGACGUGCAAGUGGAAGAGCCCAGCGACCUGCCAGCCACACAACUGGUCACGUGGCAAGUGGAAUACCCAGGAGAGAUCACAUCGGACUUGGGAGUGUCCAAGAUCUACGUGAGCCAGAAGGACUUGAUUGCAGUCAUACCACUGGCCAUGGAGGCAGAGAUCCUGAACACCGCCAUCCUCACGGGCAAGACGGUGGCCGUUCCAGUGAAGGUGGUCUCAGUGGAGGAGGAUGGCACUGUGACGGAUCUACUGGAUUCUGUGGAAUGUAGAUCAUCUGAUGAAGAUGUGAUUAAGGUGUCCGACAGAUGUGACUAUGUCUUUGUCAAUGGGAAGGAAAUGAAAGGCAAGGUGAAUGCGGCAGUCAACUUCACCUACCAGCACCUGAGCGGCGCCCUGGAGGUGACAGUGUGGGUGCCUCGGCUUCCGCUGCAGGUCGAGGUCUCAGACACUGAGCUCAACCAGAUCAAGGGCUGGAGGGUGCCCAUUGUCUCCAGCAAGAGGCCAGCUGGGGACAGUGAGGAAGAGGAAGAUGAGGAACGGCGGGGUCGCGGCUGCACCCUCCAGUAUCAGCACGCCAUGGUGCGGGUCUUGACGCAAUUUGUGGCUGAGGCGGCCGACCCUGGGGGACACCUGGCACACCUGCUGGGCUCAGACUGGCAAGUGGACAUCACGGAGCUGAUCAGUGACUUCAUGCAGGUGGAGGAGCCCAGGAUCGCCAAGCUACAGGGGGGACAGAUCUUGAUGGGGCAGGAGCUCGGGAUGACCACCAUCCAGAUCCUGUCUCCUCUGUCGGAUGCCAUCCUGGCCGAGAAAACCAUCACCGUGCUGGAUGAGAAGGUGACCAUCACGGACCUCGGGGUGCAGCUGGUCACAGGGCUGUCACUGUCCCUGCAGCUCAGCCCUGGGAGCAACAGAGCCAUCUUCGCCACCGCAGUGGCUCAGGAGCUGCUACAGAGACCCAAACAGGAAGCGGCCAUCAGCUGCUGGGUCCAGUUCAGUGAUGGCUCGGUCACACCCUUGGAUAUCUAUGAUGGGAAAGACUUCUCCUUGGUGGCCACGUCCUUGGAUGAGAAGGUGGUCUCCGUCCACCAAGACUCCAAGUUCAAGUGGCCUAUCAUGGCUGCUGAAACCGAGGGGCAAGGCGCUCUGGUCAAGGUUGAAAUGGUCAUCAGUGAAUCAUGCCAGAAGUCCAAGCGGAAGAGCGUGCUGGCUGUCGGAACAGCCAACAUCAAAGUUAAGUUUGGCCAGAACGAUGCUCAUCCCAACGCCAGUGACAGCAGGCACCCAGGGGCGGGAGUUCACCUGGAAAAUAAGGUCGGUGAUCGAAGGCCCCAAAAACCCUUGCAGGAAUGGGGGGGUCAAGGAGGACAGUACUAUGGCAGUUCUUCCAUGGGUCUCAUGGAAGGACGGGGCAUCACCACGGACAGGUCGACCCUGCAGAGGAAGAGUGGCCAGGAAGGCCUUGUGGAUCAUGACGGCCACGUGCAGACCAUCCCCAGUGACCUCACCAGUUUCCCAGCCCAGGUGGACCUCCCCAGAGGCAACGGAGCCAUGGACGAGAGUGAUCUCAUGCAGGCAUCCAAGGGACUGAGUGACUUGGAAAUAGGGAUGUAUGCUCUGCUGGGUGUCUUCUGCCUGGCCAUUUUGGUCUUCUUGAUCAACUGUGUGACCUUCGCAUUAAAGUACAGGCACAAACAGGUUCCCUUCGAGGAGCAGGAAGGAAUGAGUCACCCCCACGACUGGGUGGGGCUGAGCAACCGCGCAGAGCUGCUGGAAAAUCACAUCAACUUCGCCUCUUCCCAAGACGAGCAAAUCACUGCCAUCGACCGGGGCAUGGACUUCGAGGAGAGUAAAUACCUCCUCAGCACGAACUCCCAAAAAAGCAUCAACGGACAGCUGUUCAAACCUUCAGGAUCCACAAUGGCGGACGGGAGAGAUCAGAGAGGCGAGCCCCCUGCAUCCCCUACCUCAAAAAGGAAAAGAGUGAAAUUCACUACGUUCACCACCGUCCCCUCAGACGACACGGGUCCCGCCAGGAGCUCCAUCUUGACAAGCAGUGACGACGACAUCAAGUGGGUCUGCCAGGACCUGGCCCCCGGGGAGUGCAGGGAGCUUCACGGCUAUAUGGAGAGGCUACACGAAAAUGCCUAAGCUGGGCAGACACGGACAUCUGUUCUCACUCACCUUUUAGCCUUUAAUGCCAGGGUGUGUUAGCAACCGUGCACCCAGGGCGGAAACGAAAUGGCAGCAGCACGAGACCGGGGUGACACUGCCCACAGAGCCUCGGAAAAUGACCUCAGCUCUGCGGGGAAGGCCCAGGGUCGGCAUCGAUGCACACGUCCCAGAGUACAGUAUCUUGCUUCCAGUUAAGAGGUUAAUCAUGCAUAGCAAGAUAUUUUUAACUUGGAACACAAACGGGUUCUGAAUCACUGAGCUUUUGAGACUUUCCAGGAAAGAACAGCCUC
Molecule: messenger RNA, 3647 nt
Organism: Carlito syrichta (Philippine tarsier)
Lineage: Eukaryota; Metazoa; Chordata; Mammalia; Primates; Tarsiidae
Gene: TMEM132D
Product: transmembrane protein 132D
Exons: 9
Coding region: 1-3333 (1110 amino acids)
Source: RefSeq, a predicted model, not a curated record